Amoebophrya sp. A25 is the source of this 2618-nucleotide messenger RNA. Lineage: Eukaryota; Dinophyceae; Syndiniales; Amoebophryaceae. The record is from the annotation of a GenBank genome assembly.
GGGCCUCGGGAUGGUCAGGCAGUUGCGACCGUGGGCGACGCUUUUCGCUUGUACUUGCAUAUGCCGUAGUCAUUACGGCCCCAUUUCUUCAUGUUGACGUGACUCAUCUGUUCUUUCGUUACUCUAACUUCUUGUUUGUACUUAUAGAUUGAUUCUCUUUCUUUCACAGUUUCUUCAAUAAGGUACUAGUAUCAAAGCGGAGGAAUUCUUGGUGGUGGAGCUUGAUGUCGCCCCCCCACAUCGUGUGGCUCUGUACGCAUUUGCAGAAAGGUGGAAGUGGAUCUUGCUGAGUAAGAAAUAAAAGGCAAACUGACACAAUUUAUUCUAUCAAGAUACGUAUUUUAGGUUGUUGUAUCAACAAUCAACCUGAAGCUGAAUCGUCAUGUGAAAGUGAAGAGUCCACAACCUAACCUCAACAGCAAUCUGAGUUGUUUCAUUUCGAAAUCCGCAAAAUGGCGCCAUUUUUGCUCGCGUCCACCGCGAGGCCGCAUUCAUCGAGAUCGCGAAAACGCUCGACAGCACAAACCAAGAUUUUCGGGAGGAGCUGAUCGAACAGCUCCGGAGCCGAUCCGCUCUUACUAAGACGAUCGAGAAGAGCAUCGACAAAAACAAGAAAGCGAGACACGACGACAGCUGCCUUCGUGGCCUCCUGAUGGACCGCGGCUUUCUUGCAAGCCUGGCCGUCGAGGUCACCAUGGUGAGUCCCUAGUACCUCGCCAGAACCGUGCCGUCGCAGUACUACGUGCUGCGGUACGUGAGGCCGGUUCGCAUCGAGCAGUCGGCUGGCGGUGUUAACCAAGUGCGAGAAGACCCGAAUCGGUCACCUGGACCUGACGCAACGUGUAUUGCAUGGCAUGAGGGGACCUUUCAGUUCGAGCUGGUCGUGCUGGCUGGGCUGUGUGGAAAGGGAAAUCUCUCGACGAUGCGCGGCGAACUCGUGAAGAAAAUCGAGAACAGUACGACGUCAGUGCAAGAAUUGAAACUGAGCCUCCUACGAAUUCCCCGGCAAGGAGGUGGUGGUCUACAUCAAGAACACGAUGAGGCCGCGGCGAGGCCGUUGACGACAAGUUCUAGUUCUACAACAGAACAAGUCAUAAGUUCUACAUCAUCAAAAAAUGGCGUUGCCUCCAGCACGAUCACGGAAGCUCGCGCGCAGGAUAUCGAGUUGACGCUCGAGCAACAGCACGCCGUGCAUACAGAAGGCCCAUUGCUACUUCAUGGUCAAAGCGGAACAGCGAAGACGACGCUGCUGCAGCACCGAGCACUCGAGCACGAAGACAAACAGAAGGGCUUGGCGUUGUUCACCUCGAUGAGCCCCUUCCUCGUGCGCUCCAUCGAGAAUUCCUACAAGCGUUUAGGCGGGACCGCGCUUGCGAAGGAGGGCCGUGGCGGUCAACUCGUCACCUCUCUGUGCGAACUACAGACGUCAGCCAGCCGCGGCGCACUUUUUCUCUCAUUCGACGAAUUCCUCCGCCUGCUCGAUCAGUCAACCCCUGUCGGCAGGUGAAAUCUUCUUUAUUAUAUCGCAGUUGAGAUCAAUUCCUUUCUUUAUCUUUCUCUUCUCUUCUUCUUUGUUUUUCACUUGUUUGUUUCUUUAACAAAAAACCGAAAAGGGAAAACAGAUGACCGAAAAAGAAGGAAGGAAACCGGGAUGCGAUUGCUUUAAAAUUGAACAAAGAAACCAAAGGCUUAGAUGCUCCCGCGCUUCGUCGCGUGCCUCUUUGCUUCCCACACUAAAAGGCUAACAAAAACUGUACAGUUUUGACGUUGUUGCUCCCAAGGGGAAUUUUCGUGUGUGUCAUGCAUGAUGGAUGACGUUACUGAUGAAGAAAAAGUUUUUUAUUAAUGAAUAAGGAUAAUAUUGGCAAUCGAAUUUUCUUUCGAGAUGCCCUCAGAUCACGAUACGAGUCAGAAGUUUUCUACUCAACAGAAGUGCACUCUUCCCUUACUCAUCCUUUUCUUUCCCUUAUCCUCCUCUUGAUCUUCCUCUUUGGUGGUCCUGCUCCUUUUUCUGCUAUAUUUAUCGGCGAACAACAUGGUCUCUCGUACUCGUUUGUCAAUAUCGAUAUUCCAGACACAAUGCAAUUCAAAUGCACAGAUGUAACACUACCACCUUCUGGUGUCUAAUGAAGUACUAACUAAUACGAAGUUCUGAUCUUCAACUUCAUCUACAUCUUCGAUCUUGUGAGGUUGAUUCAUCCGUAGCUGCCACCAUGGAUGAGUUCGUUGGAACAAGAAAACUGCGUGACCCCAAUCAAUCAGAUCCAGAUCCCAACAACAACUCCAGGCGCUUCUACGGUGACACGGCGUUCCAGUGGUGUCAUGUCGGUGACCGGCUCGGAAAAACUUUAAGUGGAGGCAAAGCGCGGCAACCUGUUGGACACGGCAGUGAGGUUACCUUUCAGCGACACGGAAAAAAUCCUUUCCCGGAACCACUACGGCCGAGGAGGCCUACCGGGUUAUUCUGGAAGACAGGAGGAAAUGUGUCUUGGAUUUUUUGGCAGGAACGAACGAGGAGGGAGCCGCAGCUAGUACUACGCCGCAACAACUUGAAGAGAUUGCUACAAAACAAUGGCUCUUCAAGAGCAAACGCCAGCCCUCCCGAAAAUGAAUGCUAG